CUCCAGGGGCGGCAGAGAGCUCACGCAGCUCUGCUAAAGAUGUGAAAAUGGCGGAGCUACAAAUGCUACUGGAAGAAGAGAUUCCAGCGGGGCGAAGCGCUCUCCUGGACAGUUUUACCAACUUGGAAAGAGUCGCCGAAUACUGCGAGAGUAAUUAUGUCCAGUCUCCAGACAAGCAGAGGGCUCUGGAGGAGACCAAGAAUUACACUACACAGUCCCUGGCCAGUGUCGCCUACCUGAUCAACACACUGGCCAACAAUGUCCUGCAGAUGCUCGACAUUCAAGCGUCGCAGCUCCGCCGCAUGGAGUCUUCCAUCAACCACAUCUCACAGACAGUGGACAUCCACAAAGAGAAAGUGGCAAGGCGGGAGAUUGGUAUCCUCACCACCAAUAAGAAUACUUCACGCACUCACAAAAUCAUUGCUCCCGCCAAUCCUGAGAGACCAGUGCGCUACAUCCGUAAACCCAUCGACUAUGGUCUGCUAGAUGACAUGGGUCAUGGCGUUAAGUGGUUGCAAAGGUUUAAGGCCAGUGCUCAGAACAUGAAGGCUGGAGGAGGCGCGCUUCCUCGCACAAACCCCCCCACACAGAAGCCCCCCAGCCCACCAAUGACGGGGAAAGGUACACUUGGGCGACACUCCCCUUAUAGGACGCUUGAGCCAGUGCGUCCACCCGUUGUCCCAAACGACUACGUCUCGAGCCCGACGCGCAACAUGGCGCACACCCAGCCGAGCCCAGCACGCACUGCAUCUGUUAAUCAGAGGAACCGCACGUACAGCAGUGGCAGCAGUGGUGGAAGUCACCCCAGCAGUAGUCGCAGCAGCAGCCGGGAAAACAGCGGCAGCGGCAGUGUGGGCGUCCCCAUCGCUGUGCCCACCCCUGCUCCACCCAACGCAUUUCCAGGCUCGGGCCCCAUGCCGCCCAACCCUGCCAAACCUACUUCCAACACAGCCACCACCCCUGGUCCCGCUCCCUCUACUGUAGAUGGCCCUUCACAGGUCCCUAAUCCUCCUGUAGAUAUCCCGCCUGUGCCCCCUCCCCCUCCCCAGCUCCCUGCCUCUGCUGCCCCCACUGGCACAGGCCCUGCUACUUACAACAACCCCGCACAAGGUGCUCAAUUCUAUAGCAUGAAUCGCCCUGCACAGCAGCCCCAAAACAAUCAGGUUGGGGGAUCGUUGCCGUACCGCAGGCCUUCGUCCGUCACCGGCCAGCCCAAUAUGGCACACAACCAGAGUCAACUAAAUGGUGGACCCCAUUUUGCCCAUAACCAAGCCGGCCCGCACGCUCCCCCUCCCCCUUCCAUGCAGAUCACCCCUCAGCUGCCUCUGAUGGGCUUUGUGGCCCGAGUUCAGGAGACCAUCUCAGAUGUGCCGCCCCCACCUCCUCCUGCAGAAGAGCCGGUGUUCGAGGAGCCCACACCUCCUCCACCGCCUCCAGAGGACUACGAGGAUGAGGAAGAAGAGGAAGAGUCGGCGGUGGUGGAGUACAGUGACCCUUACGCAGAGGAAGACCCGCCAUGGGCUCCUCGCAACUACAUGGAGAAAGUGGUGGCCAUCUAUGACUACAGCCGGGACAAAGAAGACGAGCUCUCGUUCCAGGAGGGCGCCAUCAUCUACGUCAUCAAGAAGAACGACGACGGCUGGUUCGAAGGGGUGAUGAACGGCACCACCGGCCUCUUUCCUGGAAACUACGUGGAAUCCAUCAUGCACUACGCUGACUAAACAGUUCUUUCGAGACGAACAGGAACAGAUAAAGGUGCGAGGGAAGGCCGCCAAAGGUUAAGAGGUCAAAGACUUUGAUCAGACGGAGCAUGAUCACCUCUGGGAGAAAAGAUGUGGAACAGCUUUUACGUUGCUUCAUGAGAUACUGACCCAGUCACCCGACCACUCCUCUGAGUUUUGCUUUUCUUUUGUUUUGUAUCAUUAUGAAGCCACUACAUUUAUAAUGCUUCAGUUGUUUUUUAUGUUUUGCCCUCCUUUUCUUAAGUAUUUAUUUGAAGUAUAGCUGGUAUCGGUUUGUACUGAGAGAGGGGCUGCAAUUAGGGAUUUUACUCGAAAUGGAGCCUCCCAUUCAGAGGCUGCGGGAGGAACCCCUUGUAGGAAACCAUCUCCUCUAUAUAGGAAAGACACAAAUACAGUAUAUACUGUAUAUAUACAUAUAAAUAUAUAUAUAUAUAGGCAUAACAAAACGCCGCGAAGUAAAUAGUUUCAUGCUUUUUUUUUUUCCUGCUACCUGAGCGGGAAGCGUGCCAAACAGGAUGUUCACUGAUAAGCACAUGAAAUUUCUGGGCAGGAUUGAGGACAAACUAGAUGGUGAACCAAGAGUUUUUAUUUCAUCUGCUCUCGUCGGCCUCUCCAUGCCUUUAUUUCCAGUAGGUGUGCAAUUCAUUUUGGUGAAACAAUCAUUCUCAAUUCCGAGGUUCCAAGGUGCACAAUAAGGCAGAUGUAUGAGUUAACAACUUCAUUUGAGGCUUUUUAUUUUUUCAUCACAUUUGCUUUUUUUUUUUUUUUUUUUUGGAGCAGCUGCAUGUUUGGGAAGCAGAAGUUGUUCUUAUUUCUGCUCUGUUGAUGAUAAAUGUCUUAAUAUUUUUAGAUAUGGUGUGGUUCUUGGUUUGGUUCUUCUGGAUAUUCACUCACAUGACCAUGAAGCUGCGUUUUAAGGUUGACAUGCUUGUGCCAUAUUGAAGUGUGGGUUGUCGUUUCGAGUGUUUCCGUUUCUUUUUGCAAUAAAUUUGCCAGAGGGGUGAGGUGUUGUUGUUCAACUUCAUAUAGUCUACUUCAGUUUCUGAGAUUAUUUUUAAUCAAAAAGCACAUCGAUUUGUAGUUUAAAAAGAAAGAAAUAUGAAAUAAUGUGAGAUAUAUUACGGCUCUGACGUGUGACUUAUUGAUAUGACUAUGAAAAGAAACCAGCUCUUGUGUUCGUUACUGGUGCGAGAACCCCCCCCGCCCCUUCCCCACACAUCCCCCUCCCUGACGGUUUGUUCCGUUCCUGCAAGGGGGUCAUCGUUGCGAGGGCUCGGUGCUUGUACCUUCAUGAAAAUCUUUAUAUUUAAAAAAAAAAAGAAAUGAUGAAAGUGGGUCUGUAUGUGAGUCUUGCAUGCCAUUGUUCUUAUCUGUACUGGUGUCCCCCAAAACUUGUGGUGAGGUCGCCUGUUUGGAAAGUGACGAGCAGCUCAGACAGUCCCACCGGCCUCAUCCAAAGAGACUGUACCAGGGUACACAGAGCCCACUUUUGAGGAGUUUCUCUUAGACUGGAAGAAGGGGCCAAGGGGCUCCUCUCCCCCCACUCUGAAGUUGUGUGGGAGAUAAGUGAAUCCUGCAGACAUGGAAACGGGCAGCAGGACCAUUGUACACACCAAAACGAUCGUGACCUGACUGUCGUCUGGACUGACAGAAAACAUUCCCUUCAUGUGGCCUUUUGUGUCUGCAGGAUUCACAGCUCCAGGGAGACACAAAGGCCCCUGAAGAAGUUCGACAGCCCAUGCCAUUGUGUUGCACAGUUCAAGAAGUAUCUUAUUUGUAAAAUCAUGAGAAUAAAGACAAUAAAACUAUUCAGAUUAAA
Molecule: messenger RNA, 3561 nt
Organism: Synchiropus splendidus (mandarinfish)
Lineage: Eukaryota; Metazoa; Chordata; Actinopteri; Syngnathiformes; Callionymidae
Gene: abi2b
Product: abl-interactor 2b
Exons: 12
Coding region: 48-1721 (557 amino acids)
Cellular component (GO): lamellipodium
Molecular function (GO): SH3 domain binding
Source: RefSeq, a predicted model, not a curated record